AUGCGGAUUACAGUAGGAGGAGAUUGCUUGUUCUCAAGCAGAAACUUGGCAGAAAGACUCGAUCCCAAGAUCGUUAGUGAACUUAAGAACUCAGAUGCAGCUUUUGCCAAUGCUGAGUUCACAUGUCCUAAGCCGGACAUUCAUCCACCUGCAGCCGGCAGAGGCUAUGUUACAUCAGUCACCGAGGACACAUUAGACGAAUUUGUCGACCUCAACAUCAGACUAGUCAAUUUUGCUAAUAAUCAUUCAGGCGAUUUCGGUACUGAUGGUGUUGUCAAUACAAUUAAUGCUGCCAGAGAAAGAAAGCUAAUUCCUGUGGGUAUUGGAAAAUCUCUAGAUGAGGCAGUUCUUGCUAAAUUUCUUGACACAGCUCAUGGCAGGGUCGGUGUGGUUGCAACAAGUUCAACUCGUUCAGAAGUUAUGCUAGCUUCUAAUUCGGGUAACGGAACUGUUGCCCGUCCUGGUGUCGCCCCGUUGAGAUGGGGAAGAUCAUAUGUGCUACCGGCCGACUUGUACAAAAAUCUACAGAAGAUCGAUGAGGCUCUAGGCACUGCUGCUUCUUUUAGACAAUGUAAUGAAGUGGAAAUUCAACCUCCAUUCCCAGAUGGACAUUUCAAGUUAGGUUCGAUGUUUGAAGGUAGUUUGGAUAUUGAACGUGGUGACCAUGCUCAUGUGAAAACAUAUUUCAAUGAGAAAGAUGCUGAAGCUCUUCUCACAAGUAUCAAGGAUUCUUCAUAUCGAUCUGAUUUCAACUUUGUCAGUUUGCAUACUCAUGAAGGUCUUAACAACAAUUGGUAUGAUCCUGUGCCUGCUGAAUUUGUACAGGAUUUUGCUAGGAAGGCCAUUGAUAACGGUGCAGAUGCCGUUGUCGGUCAUGGUGCUCAUUUCAUGAGGGGUGUGGAGAUCUACAAAGGGAAGCCAAUUCUCUACAAUAUCGGAUCACUUCUAAUGGAAUUUGAAACUGGUUGCUCGCUUAUUCCUCCAGAGAUGUACGAGGCAUAUGGAUUCCCAGCCAACUCCAGACCUUCUGAUCUUCAUAGAAAUAGGGCCAAUGAUCCAAAGACUGGCAAAUUUAGAGGCUUCAAUGCCAAUACGAAGUUUUCUAGAAAUGCCCUUGCAAUAUUUGACUCUGAAAAUGGAAAGAUAAGUUUCAAGUUACUUCCUAUUGACCUCGAUAUGACCAGACAACCAAGAAUGCAGAGGGGUAUUCCAUACUUGGUCGAUUCCAAAGUUGGACAUGAGAUUAGCGAUUAUUUGACUAAAGUGAGUUCGAGUUGGGGAACUAAACUAGAGUAUAACGAUGAUACUGGAUAUAUAGAGCUUGCCAAUUAG
Molecule: messenger RNA, 1332 nt
Organism: Brettanomyces nanus
Lineage: Eukaryota; Fungi; Ascomycota; Pichiomycetes; Pichiales; Pichiaceae
Exons: 1
Coding region: 1-1332 (443 amino acids)
Source: RefSeq, a predicted model, not a curated record